AAUCUACAUAUCCCUAUUCUGAACAUCCCAAGAACCAUUUCACGUAUUUAGAUAAAUCUCAUUACUUUGUAUGACAUGUAAUAGGCCCUGUUUAGUAACUGAUAUAUGCUACACAUUUUCUAGGCAUACACUGUACUUGCUAUAGAUACUGACAUAUCAUGUUUAGUCUGCUUGGUAACGGUUUAGUUCGCAUUCCGGAGGUUGGUAUAUAUACUUGGAUAAAGACUGCUCUCCGUUCCAUGUCCAAUCGUCGUCGACGAAUUCUUAACGGUACUGACUACCUCAAAGGCAAAUCGGGGUACGCUGGGCGCAUCAGGACAAAGAAGUUGGCCCCGUGUCGUAAAUAACACAACUCAGUGCUACUUUAUACGCUUUUGGGACAAAUAAGCUAAAGUUCUCUUAUGUUUCUGUCUACUUUUACGCAGCCCAUAGAAACAUUUUCGUAUAUAGGUCGUGAUAUUUCUAGUAAGUACCUUUGAAAUGGCAAUGGAUCAUGGCCCUAGUACUGUGCGCUGCGCCCACAUCCUGUUGAAGCAUACCGGUUCAAGGAAUCCUAUCAACAGGAACACUAACCAGCGUGUAACUCGAUCUAAGGAAGAAGCUAUAUCAAUGGUACGGGACUAUCGUAACACAAUCAUGUCGGCUCCGGAGCGCGACAGAGAGUUCAGAAGAAUAGCUACAUCUAUUUCCGAGUGUUCAAGCGCCAGUAAGGGUGGGGAUUUAGGAUUCUUCAGUCGUGAGCAAAUGCAAGCUUCAUUCUCAAAUGCCGCGUUCAAUUUGCAAGUUGGAGAGAUCAGUGACCUUGUGGACAGCGACUCUGGCAUACACAUAAUAUACAGAAUAGCUUAAUAAC
Molecule: messenger RNA, 853 nt
Organism: Babesia bovis T2Bo
Lineage: Eukaryota; Apicomplexa; Aconoidasida; Piroplasmida; Babesiidae
Product: putative Peptidyl-prolyl cis-trans isomerase NIMA-interacting 1
Exons: 1
Coding region: 481-849 (122 amino acids)
Cellular component (GO): cytosol; nucleus
Molecular function (GO): peptidyl-prolyl cis-trans isomerase activity
Source: RefSeq, a predicted model, not a curated record